Acanthochromis polyacanthus (spiny chromis) is the source of this 3588-nucleotide messenger RNA. It is a transcript of the gene spsb3a, whose product is annotated as splA/ryanodine receptor domain and SOCS box containing 3a. Gene Ontology annotation, molecular function: protein binding. Gene Ontology annotation, cellular component: SCF ubiquitin ligase complex. Bases 329 to 1450 code for a protein of 373 amino acids. Gene Ontology annotation, biological process: proteasome-mediated ubiquitin-dependent protein catabolic process. NCBI's taxonomy places the organism in Eukaryota, Metazoa, Chordata, Actinopteri, Pomacentridae. The transcript has 7 exons. The record is from RefSeq and is a predicted model, not a curated record.
GUAUAAUAACCUGUAUUGUCAUGUUAUCUGUGCUGACAGGAGUGUUUGCUGGGAGCAGAAAACUUGCUGUGCAGGAGCCUGUUAUUGUUUACUGUCACACUCAUGUAAAGUAGGUCAUGGAAAAAGGAAGUCCAGCCAUCCACCGACUCUGCUGUCGUUUAUUUACCAUCUAACAACACUGGGACUCAGUGAACAGCAUCUCCGAGGUGCUAUCAGUUUGUGUGACCGCUGAUUGUCAACUACAAACAGUGGCUGGACUGAUGCUGUUCUCCCAACAUCUGGAUUAAACCUGAACCGACUCUUACACUGGUCAGACUGUCUUGUUGCCAUGUCCAGGCGAAGCAGGAACAGUCGUGCGUGGCGAUACGGAUACGUGUGGGGGGGCAUACGGAGGGAUUCUGAUGCCCGGGCCCUUGUGUUGGCCUCUGAAAGUGAAGAAUGGGGCUAUGACCGCCUAGAGUACAGUGAUUCAGACUCUGAGGCGGACUUCUCAGCUGUGAUGGUCCCUCCAGUCCCCAGCGCCGUGCCUGUCACUGGAGAGUCCUACUGUGGCUGUGAUUCCCAGGCAGAGACCAGCUACAACCCUCGCCUACGAGGUUUUCACCAAGUUAAAGACUGCCACUGUGGAGAGGAUGACCAAGAAUUUGACUGGGUCUGGGAUACUAACAGCCGAUCAACCGCAACGUUACUGAGCUGCGACAAUCGCAAAGUAAACUUCCAUUCUGAGUAUAGCUGUGGCACAGCAGCCAUCCGUGGCUCCAAGGAGCUGGUUGAAGGUCAGCACUUCUGGGAAAUCAAGAUGACGUCCCCAGUGUAUGGAACAGACAUGAUGGUUGGUAUUGGUACGUCUGAUGUCAAUCUAGACAAAUACCGACAUACGUUCUGCAGCCUGUUGGGAAAAGAUGCAGACAGCUGGGGUCUUUCUUACACUGGAUUGUUGCAUCAUAAAGGUGACAAAAUGAACUUCUCCUCCCGUUUCGGUCAAGGAUCCAUCAUUGGAGUUCACCUGGACACGUGGCACGGCACACUUACAUUCUUCAAGAAUCGAAAGUGUAUAGGUGUUGCGGCCACAGAGCUACAAAACAAGAGAUUUUAUCCGAUGGCGUGCUCCACUGCAGCGAAGAGCAGCAUGAAGGUGAUCAGAUCCUGCUCUGCACCCACCUCCCUGCUCUACCUUUGCUGUGCUCGUCUUCGCCAGCUGCUGCCAGACUGUAUGGACACCCUGGAUGUGCUGCCACUUCCGCCAGGCCUUCGUCAGUUGCUCCACAACAAACUAGGCUGGGUGCUCAGGCUGAACAGUGGCACCACAGAAGAAACCCCAGACGGGUCGGAGGGGUCCUCACGUUUGCCCGUCCCUCCUUUGGCUGGACCUUCCUCCUCUGAGAGUGACUCGGAGGGUUGCACCUCUGACCCCGAAGCCUGUCAGAGGAAGAGAUGCCGCUGGACGUGACUGGACAGCUAAAAUCAAAUCUCCUGGUAAACACUGGCAGGCGUUCCUGUCUGAUGGCAUCUGAUCUAGUGUUACCUACCUGCCUCAAGCUUUCUUCAUCAUCAAUGUUAUCCAGAAGUGAAGAACAGAACCAGGACCGGUUGAGCAGAGGGAGCGGUGCUUCGGAGGAAAACUGUGACGGCGAUAAUUCUUCCUGCCUGCACAUUUUACUGUGAUUUUCUCUCAUGCCAUUCUGACGUCUUCAUGUUUAGCACAUGUUCAGUAUCCAAACCAGCUUCAGUAAUAAGUGAGAAUAUAUGAUGUAAUUUUGUUAGCUUGCAUUCCUUGUUACCAUUCAUGUAUGGGGAGCGCUGAGGUGCAGGAAUGGUCUGUACAGUGCAACACUGAAGGCAAAUAUGGCCAGAUUUUAGUGGUCGUUGUGGUAUAUUUGCAAAUUUGGGAGUUUAAAAAAUAGACUGUAUAAAUAUUUUCAGUGUUUUCAUCCUGUAUACAAAUAUUGUAUGUUGUACUGACCCUAAAUCCUACCAGUGCAUUAUCAAAGUACUUCAUUAUAUGUUUUAAUGGCAUCAGCAAGUUUCUGUUCGGUGCCAAAGAGAGAAUUGGUUGAUUCUCUGUUUCAUAACUACUGGUUACUGCUGAAAAUUGAACCGUUAAAAUCUUAAAUGUUACAAGGACGUCCUAACUCAGCAAUUUUAAGUCCUACAAAAGAAAAAAAAAUGUGUCUUUAUUUUUCACAAAACGGUCCCAGUUAAGAAACUGAUACCUCUGACUGCACAUCAGAAAAUUGUUAUUUCUUGACAAAUUUAUUUGUUACUUUCAUGGCAGCAUCCAUCUGUCACAAGUUUUUUAAAAAAUUGAAACCUUCUGCUAAAUAUGUAAGCAGUAUACAUUAUGUAGAGUAGCUCUUUUAGCUGUGAACAUGAGAUGUCACUCAUAAGAGACUGCCACACAUUUUAUGUCACUUUUCAUCGCUGUUACAACUUAUUGUUUUUUUAGAGGUUUUAAAAAUGAUUUUCUUUGACAGUAGUUUUAACUUUUUGUACUAAUCUGUUUAUGCAACUGUAUUUUUUUUCAUUUGUUCUCACAAAGCCUUGUUCCAUCAUUUCUUUUACAGAUUAUUCUCAAAUCUGAUUCGAUGAGCUGAAUCCUUUACAGUGCAGAUGUCUAUAGAAACCUUUGAAACCUCCUGCAGUCUUAUCCACUCUUCUGCUCACAUUGUUUGUUCUUUAUAUGUUUAUGAUUAUCAUUGUGUCAAAAUAUGACUUUAUAUGGCCAGAGAGUUCCGCAGUUGAGGUUAAAGCUAUGUAUCGAGCCAUAUUUUGACAUAACUGAUAUCUGUAUUGAACAUUUGAAAGAUGGAUUGCAGGAGUAGUUCAAUAAUAAUUUUCCUUGUCCCAGAAUAUAAACUUUUAAAAUCCUCUUUCCAGCCGAGCCUACAGAGGCUGAGCGAAAUUAAAAGCUGGAUUUAAGCAUUAAUUGAUUAUUAGUGGGAAGGGGAACACAACACCUGGGUCAGAUAUGUAAAUAUUUGUUAUUUUUAAGUUCUUUGUUGUACCAGACCAUAAUAAUGUAACAUUAGUGUUUGACCCAGGUGUUGAAGCUUCACCAGCUGCUGACACUGACCUCUGUUCAUGUUCACUCCUCCAGGUUUUGGUAUUAGUACAUGUAGGUUAUACUAAGAUUUAAGGUACUAUGCAAUAUAAGCAUUUUCUGUGAUGGCGGGUGUUUAAGGAUGUCAUUAUGGAGGCAUAACAGCAGCAGUGAUGGUACCAGAGGACCACCAGUCAUGAGUAGUGACAUGACUGACUUUAUGUCCAGUCCAGUGAUGAUUUAUCCCCGCUAUACAUGGAGUAAUGUAACCACCAUGGGGUUAAUUGUGGUCCAGCAGAUGAAUAUUUCUGUCUUCUUUCACAGUGUUUUGUCUUCGCAUCGAUGCAUUGAAGCACUUUUUCUUACUGUUCUCCUGUAAAUAGAAAAAUAUCUAAGUGUUUCUUCUGUACCAUGUCAUAUUAAUAAUACUGUAUGUGAAGGCCUUUACUUGCCUUUGUCUGUGUAACUUAUCAGCAUGAUUUUCAGCUGAAAAUAAAUUGAAUGCUAAAUAUGCACAAAUUUAGUAAAAUCUAUUCGAAUUUGCUCAA